Tyto alba (common barn owl) is the source of this 4382-nucleotide messenger RNA. It is a transcript of the gene ZNF395, whose product is annotated as zinc finger protein 395. The transcript has 11 exons. Gene Ontology annotation, cellular component: nucleus. NCBI's taxonomy places the organism in Eukaryota, Metazoa, Chordata, Aves, Strigiformes, Tytonidae. Gene Ontology annotation, biological process: regulation of transcription by RNA polymerase II. Gene Ontology annotation, molecular function: DNA-binding transcription factor activity; RNA polymerase II cis-regulatory region sequence-specific DNA binding. Bases 777 to 2273 code for a protein of 498 amino acids. The record is from RefSeq and is a predicted model, not a curated record.
GGGUGACCAUGGGGAUAUGAGGGGCCACCAUGGCAGGAGAUGAGGGGAGACUGAGGAUUGAGGGGUGGCUGCCGUGCAGUGCGAGAAGCCACCUUGAGGGGAGAUGAGGGGCAGCCAUGGCAGCUUGUGAGGCCAGGGGAAGGUGACUGGCAUCACCUCCCUCUGGGCUGAGGUGCUGCCACCACUGGCUCCUUCCCCCCACCGAGCAGCUGGUGCCCACUGCCCACGGGGGGUCCUGCCCCAUUCCUCUCCCCCAGCUGCCACCUCCUGACCCCCAGGACUGGGGGCUGGCAGCCCUCGGCACGGGGCUGAGCAUCGCUGGGCCAACCCACUGCCGGGGGAAGCCUCCACCAACACCAGUGGUGUGUGCAGUGCCCUCUCGGCCCCCCAGCCCAGCUGGUUUGAAAUGUUUUCGCUCGCCUGUUGCAGCAACACGUCUCCACAGAGAAAGCUGCCUCCUGAUGUGCAUGAGAUCGCCAGGCGAGGGAUCUCGUAGGCACCUGCCCGCAUCUGCACGUGCAAUAACUCCCUUCUCAUUUUAACAGGUGUGGAGGUGACUUAGAAAUCCAAGUCUGAGGAGCUUGGGAGGAAAUUUAGGAGCACUGCUGGAAGUAGAAGAUUUUGGAUUCUGUUUGGGUACUUUGGAGAAGACUCGAUGAGACCAGUGAAGCUGCUUCAGCAGGAUAAAACCCCUUGAGGUCUGUGGAGAGCUGCGGCAGGGACUGAGUCGGGGUCAUCAUAAAGUCCCCUCGAAGAGAAAUUAGCGCGUGUCCGAGAUGGCGAGCGUCCUGUCCAGGCGUCUGGGGAAGCGCUCCCUGCUAGGCACCCGCGUCUCUGCACCCAGCACCUUGGCCGACGGGGUGCUGGUGGCCACCCAAAUCCCUGGCUUGCAGACCGACCUCGGUCAGGCAUCUGCCCAUGCGGCGCUGCGAGAGGACGGAUCCUGCGCGCAGGCAGCGGAGGAGAGCAGCCAAGUACCCAGGUUCCCCGGCCACCGGCAGCUCUGUGCCGGGCAGCAGGUCCUCGUCACCUACAAUGGGCAGGAGUGCGCCGGCCUCGUGGAGCAGCACAACCCGCUGAGCGACAAGGUGAAGGUGCUGCUGCCGGAGCAGGGCUUGCAGGCGUGCUGGAGGGUGCAGGACGUGCGGCCGGCCACGCUCCAGCCCACAGCCCUGCCCACAGCCGGCGGUCCUGGCCCUGCUGAGGCGCUGCAGAGAUCCGUAUCCAGCAGUAUCGAUGUACCCAAAAGGAAAGCCGACGCCGCUGUGGAGAUGGACGAGAUGGUGGCAGCCAUGGUGCUGACGAGCCUCUCCUGCAGCCCGGUGGUGCAGAGCCCUCCCACUGGCGAGAGCGGCAUCCACCCCUCACGGGCAGCGUGCGAUCCCUGGAAGGAGAGCGGCGACGUCUCGGACAGCGGCAGCAGCACCACCAGCGGGCACUGGAGCGGGGGCAGCGACAUCUCCACCCCUUCGCCCCCCCACCCCGCCGGCAGCCCCAAGUACUCCAGCGAGGCCCUGAGCUCCCCCCAGGCAGAUGACGGCUUCGAGACUGACUCCGACCCCUUUCUCCUCGACGAACCCGCUCCACGCAAGAGAAAGAACUCAGUGAAGGUGAUGUACAAGUGCCUGUGGCCGAGCUGCGGCAAGGUCCUGCGCUCCAUCGUCGGCAUCAAGCGGCAUGUCAAGACCCAGCACCUUGGGGACAGCGCAGACUCUGACCAGCGGAAGCGGGAGGAGGAUUUCUACUACACUGAAGUGCAGGUGAAGGAAGAGCCGGCACCAGAGGCAGCCGCCGCCGCCAGCCCCACGUCCGCAUCCGCCCCCAUCAUCAUCCAGCAAGCGCUGGCAAAGCCGGAGGCGUUACUGGUGGAACAGCCGGUGCUGGAGCCCGCCCUGGCCAGCAGUGCCCUGAGCCAGUCUGCCCCCAGCUCCUUCUGGCACAUCCAGGCUGAUCAUGCCUACCAGGCGUUGCCCUCGAUACAAAUUCCAGUGUCCCCCCACAUCUUCACCAGCAUCAGCUGGGCCACUGCCACCUCGACCCUCCCGUCCCUGUCACCGGUGCGGAGCCGGUCGCUCAGCUUCAGCGAACCCCAGCCGCCGACGCCGAUGCUCAAGUCCCACCUGAUCGUCGCUUCGCCGCCCAGGGUGUCCAUCGGCACCAGGAAAGUCCGUGGUGAAGCCAAAAAGUGCCGUAAGGUGUACGGCAUCGAGCACCGGGACCAGUGGUGCACAGCCUGCCGGUGGAAAAAAGCCUGCCAGCGCUUCCUGGACUGAGCGCAGCACCGCGGUGCCGCGUCCCUCCCCUGCUCCUGCCCGGGGAGCACCGGAGUCCCUCACUGCUGCAACCAGGGACCUUGGAGGUACCUCCUGGGACCCCAGAAGACACCUCCAGAGCUGCGUGUAAAUUCCUCCUUCUGUAUAUUGUACAUCUGCUGGGUUUGCUCUUUUUUUUAAAAAAAAAUUUCCAACUUUUUCUUUCUUUUUUUUAAAACCUGAAGAAUAUCUCCCUUUGUACGGUAAAAGCUGGGGCUGGGAGGGAAGGAAGCCAGUUCCUCAGGGUUCGGGGGAGGUUGGAGGCAAUCUGGGGACCAAAGAGCUUCCUGCAUUUCCCAGAGCAGCCCUAAAAUCUCCCGAACUGUCGCGGCGUGACUGGGGUGAAGCGUUGAGGCAGCUUCCCGUGACCUUUUGACUACCUAAAAAGUGCAAAUCCCUCGAACCCUUUAAGGGAGAGGGUCCGUAACAAUUAUAGCUUUAAAAAAGAAAACGCUGUUGGGUUGCUGCAAGCAAGGCAGGAGCGGUUCUUGGGGCAGGAGCCAGAAGUUUCUCUCUCCGUGUGGAUGUGGUCUUUGCUCAGGUCACGUCACACCCGUAGCUCAAGCCCACACGUGUCUCCAGUCAGUUCCAGCGUGUUGUUUUUGGAGGCAUUUGGGGGGAAACCUCCCCUCUCCCCCCAAACAUUUUAAUCAGGAAAACACUGAGAAUAUUUAAGGCAAAAGCUGGUGUUUCUUCUCAUUUUAGGCUUUGUAAGUCUGCUUAGCUCCGUGAAAAAUCUGUGUUGUGGCCCUCGCCGUGUCUUUCAAAACUAGGCUGAGCAAUUUUUAUUUUUUCUAAUUAAUGAUUCCACCAGUAAAGGCAGCUGGGGGGAAUCGGGAAGGGCUUUCCCUUAGCAUCACCAUAUGGCCCCAAUUCAGCAAAACACUUCAACAUUUGCUUUGAAUCCCGUUGAGCCUGGAGGGGAGUCAGUUUUCUGACUUCCAUCCUUUAAAAGAUAUAUUUACCCAACCUGACUUGCUGCUGGUUUCCCAUCGCUGCCACAGCUCUCCCACCUACACCAGCAUUGCUGGUGCAUCAGGCUGGGAUGUGUGUGGCUGAGGGAGCUGCGUUGCCCCAUCAGCUUUUUUAGGAUUUUUUUUUUUUUUAACAGGAUUUGUAUUAUUUUUUUUCUCUGCGUUUUUGAUAAUCAUAGGCUGUAACCCACAGCUGUCAAGCCGAGAGCGAUCCCUGCACACGGCUUGUGCCCGGGGUGCUUCUAAGGACCCUCCUUAUAAAGGAGGUUUUAAGGACUCUCCUUAUAAAAGCAAAUUAAGUGGCUGGGAGGGUGUGGUAUUGCUCCGGAUCGCUGCGAGCCCUCUUGUUGAAGAGUCAGGUGGGCAGGCGAAGCGGGUUGAGAUACUUAUAUAUGUGUUACUGGUGCUUGUCGACGCAUUUGGGUAUUUUUGUUGCCGUUCACUUGCAAUUCUAUAGGUAUGAACAGUAUAUUGUCCUGCAACCUGAUAUUCCCUCCAGUAUCGAACGAACCGCUGCAAAAUUUGGCUGCUGGAAAGCAGGAGCAGAGCUCCCCAGGCGGGGUGCGACCCCGCGGGGUUACAUCCCAGGUGGGUCUGGGCAGGUCCGGCUUAAAUCCCGGGAAGAGGAGAGGUUUUGCUCCCUGAGAGCCUCUGGCUCUGGCUCCCAUCCCUGCCGGGGCCCAGUGUGAGCAGCAAAAGGGCAGGAAAAGCCUUUUCCUCUCCCGCCAACAUCGGAGACUUUGCAGGUUCCCAGGUUGAGCGUUUUAUUACAAAAACAACUUUCCAAAGCGCGUUGCAGGUUGGUGCUCUGCAUCCGCAGCCCUGUAGCGAUUAAUUGCGUGGUGGUGGUGUUGCACUCCUCAAAAAUAGUUUUGUUUUUUUGUUUGUUUUUUUUUUUUUUUUUAUUAAGAAAGCCCUCACGCCUUUGCUGCUGAUUGACCUCCAGCAUUACCCAUCCUGCGUGGCCCUGCGGAGCUCAGCCCAUUCAUCCUUCUGGGGAAGCGCCUGACAGCAUUUUCAGGGAUGCUGCUGGCUCUCCGUAAGCAAGCCGGCGCUUUGGGAAGUCCCACACAGCACCUAGCUGCAUUUUAAUUUU